ACUAUUAUUACAUUGCUGCGGCCACUACUCCAACAAAGAUCCAAGCAAAGCACGCGCAAAGAGGGAAUCGAAAGACAGUCGAACAAUGAUGGAGACUGGUCGCACCCGAGAACAGGCUGAUGUUUACGGUGUUAUACGGUCCGAUGGGCAGCAGCGUCGUGAGCGUGUACGCAUGUACGCGGGUAUCAAUGUGUUUGCACCUUGGAAGACCUUGGCAUGUACGUACCGUAUCCCGGGUGUGAAUGCGUCCGUACCUAGUAGAUGUGUGAAUCAUCGUCACCACCAUCACGGGAAAAGAGGGAAUUUCUUAUGGGUGCGAAAGAGAUGGCGUUCAGUUGUAUUGGCCAAAGGUCGGGGCGUGCGGCAUACGGGAGGGACAAUGACAGAUGAUGUGGACAGCGGCCAGCAGCCAGCACGGCUGGAAUUGGAUGGGAUGGGAUGGGAUGGGAUUUCCAUCAAUGAAAGAAAGCCCUGCAAGGGCUUCAGGGCUGUUUUGGAUGAUGCCCAGGUGUGCCUCGAUGUACCAUUUGUCGUUCUCGUUAUCCCGAAUUCUCCCAGCGUGGCCGCACAGAAAAAGGAUGGGACGGCUACCUGCGAUCGCUUUCCAAUGCGCGCCGUGAUGACCCAGCGCCUCACCAUUCCAAGGUUGCGGAAACAUAGGGUAAAAACAAGUAAGAAAUUAGUCGUCCCCAUUCGCGGAAAGAGCGUACGGUACAUGGAACUCAUGUUCGAACGAACAGGCGUGGCAGCAGGCUACAUCAUCGCGCGGAGUGAUUUGCCGUGCGGAAAGUUCCAAACGGAUCAUCCAAAUUCGUCUCGUACCAAGCUACGGGACGAACGUUGUGAUCGAUCGCCAACUUCCCAAGGCCGGAAUCCGGUCUCAGCCCUUGUACCGUCGCGAAAUAUCCGCCUCCAUACAUGUCAUGCUCCUGCAAGGCGGAAAUUCCGUGUGACCAGUGUCAACUUUGCCAUGAUCAAUUGA
Messenger RNA from Dissoconium aciculare CBS 342.82, 982 nucleotides. RefSeq lists its product as uncharacterized. The transcript is spliced from 4 exons. Bases 86 to 982 code for a protein of 298 amino acids. Lineage: Eukaryota; Fungi; Ascomycota; Dothideomycetes; Mycosphaerellales; Dissoconiaceae. The record is from RefSeq and is a predicted model, not a curated record.